Molecule: messenger RNA, 3842 nt
Organism: Haliotis rubra (blacklip abalone)
Lineage: Eukaryota; Metazoa; Mollusca; Gastropoda; Lepetellida; Haliotidae
Product: REST corepressor 1-like
Exons: 14
Coding region: 266-1807 (513 amino acids)
Biological process (GO): regulation of transcription by RNA polymerase II; negative regulation of DNA-templated transcription
Cellular component (GO): histone deacetylase complex; transcription regulator complex
Molecular function (GO): transcription corepressor activity
Source: RefSeq, a predicted model, not a curated record
GUUUUGGGCUGAGGACAUACACGAGGCUCUGAAAUACUUUGCUUAAUGGUUAUUUAUACAUUUUUUGUCCUAUUGAUGCUUGACUUUACUUUAUGCAGUUUUUUCACCUAGGGACUACAUUAUCCAGCACUCCAACCCUGUGUUGCAUGGACGAAAGGUGUCUAUAUUGUUAAGUGCAAACGUUUGCGUGUGUAAAGUCGUCAAAAUUGAACGAAUACAUCUUCGAACCCGGAGAAAAGCUUCUAAAGCUCUCCAAAAUAUAGAGAUGGUGAUGGCGAAUAGAAAUUCGGAGGAUUUUCGCAAUGGUCGUCGUUCGCGAGGUGCGAGCCCUCAUUCUGACGAUAGCAGCGGGGACGAUUCUGAUCAUGAAAAUGGAAUGCGAAUUGGAGAGGAAUACCAAGCUGUUGUUCCGGAUAUGUGUCCAGAGAUGCGGACAGAAUCUAGAAUUGAAGCCAUGUUGGUGUGGGCACCUACUGGAGACUUGCCUGAAAUAAAAGUUGAUGAAUACAUCAACAUUGCCAAAGAAAAGCACGGCUACAACACAGAACAGGCCCUCGGCAUGCUGUUCUGGCACAAACACAAUGUUGAGAGGGCUCUCUCCGAUCUGGCAAACUUCACACCCUUUCCUGAUGAAUGGACAGUAGAAGACAAAGUACUUUUUGAGCAAGCAUUUAGUUUUCAUGGGAAAAGUUUUCAUCGGAUACGGCAGAUGCUGCCUGACAAGUCUAUAGCCAGUCUGGUGAAAUACUAUUACUCAUGGAAGAAGACACGGUCACGAACCAGUCUAAUGGAUCGCCAGGCGAAGAAGCUAGCCAGUCAGAGGGAUGGGGACAGUGAUGCAUCUGACGAAGGCAGUAAGAGUGACAGUGAAACAGAUAACAAAGAGAAUGGGAAAGUAGAGAAGGAUCACUGUGGGAACUGCAAGCUGAAGACCUCCCAGCUGCAUGUGACGCCGAAGGGCUCACUGUGUAACAUAUGCUAUCAAUAUUGGAGACGUUCAGGUGUGAUGAGGCCACAAGGUUUAAAACGGCAUGAAAGUCAACACACAGGCCGAGCACAUCCACUGAAACACAAGCGGAAGCCUCCUCGAGGGAUGCAUCUGACAUAUGAUGAUCUGAUGUCGAUGGUCAACGGACCAGCACCCCAAGCAGAGGCUGUACUCAAGUCACUAGAUUCGGAGCUUGUCGCACUCAAACGACAGGUAACAAUCGUACAGAACAACAAACAGAUGUUAAGUUUACAAAAGCACAAACUGUCAGAUGGAAUAGACAAGUUCAAAUCUCAAGAGCUCAAUCAGAAGAUCAAUGCAAGAUGGACAAAUGAGGAAUUACUACUUGCUGUACAAGGAGUGAGGAAGUAUGGCAAGGAUUUCAAAGCAAUAGCUGAAGUAAUUGGGAACAAACUAGAAGCACAUGUUCGUAGUUUCUUCGUGAAUUUCCGGAGGCGCUACAACCUGGAUGAAGUGUUGGCAGAAUAUGAAGCUGAGCAUGGGAUGGAGAGUACCACCAACAUAGAGGAAGAGGAGAAAGAACCAGAAAAGAUGGAUGUGGAUAAGCCAGUAGAAGCUGCCCAAUCAAAUGGUGGAACCAUAAACAACACAGCGUCAUCUGGAGCCCCACCCCCUCUAUUGAAGCAGCCUCCACCAGCAGCGGUACCAGUUGUCAAUAACCGCAACUCCCCACAGUCACAGACUCACAGGUUACUUCCUCAGAAGGCCACUAUAUUACAACAGCCCCCACCAUUGAUCCGCCCUGCCUCCAGCAAGCCAAGCAUCAUGACUCCAUCUUCCGGAUCCUCCCGAGAUUGAACUUCAUCCUCAACAGAAUAUUUCUAGCUCACAAGUCCUGGCUGAACUGAAUUCCACAUGAUUGCCUGUCAUCCAUCUCUUAACUGACAUGCUCAAUCAAGUGUGCUAAAAUUUGACAUGGAGACAGUUCAAACAUAACUGUCAACUUCAGUUCAAAAGGAUGCCUUAGAAAAACAACAGCAUUGCUGACGUUAUCAGCUUUACUUUGACACAUUAGUGGACAUAUUGCAGUCAGGCUGAUCUUCUGGGUCUUAUUUCAUCUAUAUGAGCAGCAAUCUCUAUGAAAGAGGUGAGCUGUAAUGGAUUUACCAACAAUGCAUAUACUCAGCUGACACACCAUUGACUGUACUGUACAUACACAGGUGAUGUUAACUGUGGUACAGAUGGUGGUACUUACCUGUAUGAUGAAUUUGUGAUGUGAGCAAGUCUCUCACUAUGAUGAGGUUCCACAUUCCUAGUCUUGUUGAUAUCUUCUUGAGCUAACAAUGUUUCUUGUCACUAGUGGUGUUUUGAUUACAUAACCUGGUUCAUGGUUACCUCAGUUUUCAUCAUUUUUCUGAUUGCAGGUCAGUUUUUGUAUUUGUAGUACUAAGUUACUAAUGAAUUAUUCCUUGUCAACUGAUGUGUCAUUUUAAGAAAUGGUGCAGUUCAUAUCGGUUGUAAAUUUGUAUAUUACCCAAAGUUCUUGGUUAAAUCUCUUUUAACAUUACUUUGGGGUCAUUUCGGGGGGUAUUUUUUGUGUGGAAACACCAAAAUGGUCAUGAAAAUUAUUUUUAAAUAUGUGAACAUUUAGAAGCACCUACAAUUGUAUGACAGAUGUCUACAAGUUACAUUGCUGUGAAGUUGAAUUAACACUUUGCUACACUGUAUUUUUAUGAACAUGUGUAUAGCUUGUAGUCAAGUACUUAAUUCAAGUACAACAUAAUUUGCUCAAGAUUUAGUCGAAAUCACCCUAGAAAACCUGGCAGUAAUGCACGAAUCACUAAGUGUUGAGGUAGCCAAGCAGUAAAAGAUAUGCUUAUCACGCUGAACAUCAAAGUCAAUUCCCCACAGGGGUAUUGGAAAUGGUGUGAUAUUGCUGUACUAUUACCAUCCUCGAUAGUCUCCAGGGUAUACGUUCUGAUAUAUCUCCACUAGUACCCUGGAUGCAUAUACGACUCAGUCCGACAAUUUUGCUGGCAUUUUAUCCAAUCAGGUGUCUACACUGGGAAGUUGAGCGUACCAAUCACAUGGCUUCUGUCACAACUCACUUUCACUUCUUUUAUCUAAUGGAUUAAACUUCUCAACAGUUGUUGCAGAGGUAUUCUGAAAGAGGCAGGAGUUCUUGCAUAUAUAUUUUUAAGGUUUCAGACCUGUCAAUUUGUCUGCAUGAGUUUUCCCCUAAAUCUGAGUUGCACAGCGAGCAAACACUCGUAGAUGCGGCGGCUAUCUUUGUUGACACUGGCAAGCUCGGUUGUAAUGGCUAAUCUGAUUGGCUACUGUGAGUAGGUGGACCCAGCAAAGGGAGGUAAUAAAAUUAUUGGGCAAGCCGUAGAUGCAUCCAGGGUACUAGUGGAGAUUUAUCUGAACAUAUACCCAGGAGAUUAUUGAGGAUGUACUGUUACUGAAAAUGGUAUGAAACCUGUUUACUGUCAUUCUUCAUCUUGUCCAUGUCUUCAUCUUCCAGCGUUAGUAUGAUAGUGUUGUAUGCUGCAGUUCACUAAACGUAUUGUCCUGCCAAGCAGUGUAUUGUGUGCCUGUGUUGAAUGUUAAAGGGUAAAACUCCCAGUCACAUCUCAUCUCGUGUCAUCAUUGUAUAUAUCGAACAAUUUAAGUUAUUGAAAUUCAGAUUAAGCAUUGAAGAUGUUGAAUAUUGAUUUUCUAACAUGUUUAGUUAAUAGUGAACAGAUUUUUGCAUUUUAUACCAUUGAACUCUUUUUUUUUUUUUUGAAAGUGAUGUUUUGUAAUAAUUUGAGUAAAAGGGACUGUUGAUGUCAGUCUGAGAUACUUGUUUCAAAACAUCAAAAUUGUCAUGCAAUAAAAUUUGUGUAUAAAA